Messenger RNA from Tachysurus vachellii, 2866 nucleotides. It is a transcript of the gene tgm1l1, whose product is annotated as transglutaminase 1 like 1. NCBI's taxonomy places the organism in Eukaryota, Metazoa, Chordata, Actinopteri, Siluriformes, Bagridae. The coding region runs from base 138 to 2486 and encodes 782 amino acids. The record is from RefSeq and is a predicted model, not a curated record. Gene Ontology annotation, molecular function: protein-glutamine gamma-glutamyltransferase activity. Gene Ontology annotation, biological process: peptide cross-linking. The transcript is spliced from 14 exons.
GAGAAGUGGGCGUGUGUAGAACUGCGUGAGUGUUGUGUUUAAAUGCGUUAUAAAGCCCAGCUUUCAGUGUGGAAUCGCACAUGUUACAAACGUUUACCAACUCCAACUAACUGGAAGCGGAGCUGCUGGAGAACAGAAUGUCAGGAUCCAGGAUGUCAGUCAGAGACAGUUCAGCCGUCGGUCGCUUCCACCGUGCUGCCGCCAGUAACGGACAAGCGAUCCCUGAGAAGGAAGUGGUUACUACGGAAACGAAGGAGGAGGGAGGUUGUCGUCGCUGGUUACGAAAAGCUUGCCCCUGUUGCUUUCGUCGUCAGAGCCACUCUUAUAAUGUUACAAAUGAUCAAGACACUCCGAUCUUAGAUGAUGCGAAAGUGACACCGAUCCCCGAGCCUCCUCAACCUUACACAGAAGACAACGAAAUGGAGGACUUAUCUCUGGUUGUACGCUCCGUGGAUCUGCUCAGCUCAAAGACCGACCAGAACCGUAGGGAACACCACACCGAGAACUACCACAGCGACGAGCUCAUCAUCCGCCGAGGCCAGACCUUUCAGAUUAUGCUCGACCUCUCGCGCCCUUUCAACAUCAACACUGACAAGCUGCAUCUGGAGCUGAAGACCGGCUUGCUGCCGCUGGUGUCAAAGGGCACGCACAUCAUCAUUCCUGUCAAGGAAGAGCUGCAGGACCUGUGCUGGGAAGCCAAGGUGGUGGAGCAGAAUGCCAGUCGUAUCAAACUGUCAAUCAACUCACCCCCCAAUGCUGUCAUCGGAAAAUACAAGCUCACGGUCAGCACCCGGAGUACAGGAAGUGAGUCUGUUACCACGCAUGACCCCGAGAAAGACAUCUACAUGCUCUUCAACCCCUGGUGUAAAGUGGACACGGUGUAUAUGGAAGGAGAUGCUGAGAAAAACGAGUACGUGUUGAACGACACUGGGAAAAUUUACUACGGCACCCAGAAACAGAUCGGCGCUCGCACGUGGAACUAUGGACAGUUUCAGGAAGGAAUUCUGGAGGCCUGUUUGUAUCUGCUGGAGAAGAGCGAAGUUCGUCCAUCAGGAUGUGGAGAUUCUGUGAACGUGGUGCGAGUCAUAUCUGCUAUGAUCAAUGCCCCAGAUGACUGUGGAGUUCUGGAAGGAAACUGGUCAGGGAACUAUCAGGGUGGGACGUCUCCAUCGGCAUGGAGCGGCAGUGUUGACAUUCUCAAGAAGUAUCACAAGAAUGAAGGAGUUCCUGUCAAAUACGGCCAAUGCUGGGUGUUCUCCGGGGUCACCACCACAGUUCUGAGGUGUCUCGGUAUCCCAGCACGGAGCGUAACGAAUUUUCAGUCUGCCCACGACACUGAUGUUUCCUUGACCACUGAUGUGUAUUUUGACGAGAAUAUGGAGCCCAUUAACAAACUCAACUCUGAUUCCGUGUGGAACUUCCAUGUGUGGAACGACUGCUGGAUGGCUCGUCCUGAUUUGCCGCCCGGUAUGGGGGGCUGGCAGGCUGUUGACUCGACCCCCCAGGAAACCAGUCAGGGGAUGUUUCGCUGUGGCCCCGCCUCUCUCAUGGCCAUCCGCACAGGCCAGGUCUACUUGAAGCACGACACACCUUUUGUCUUUGCUGAGGUAAACAGCGAUAAGAUCUACUGGCAGAAGAACCUAGACGGCAAUUUCUCAAAGAUCCACAUAGAGAAAAAUGCCGUAGGACACUGUAUUAGCACCAAGGCUGUUGGCUCCGACCAGCGUUCUGACAUCACACACCUGUACAAACAUCCUGAAGGCUCUGAAGAAGAGCGUAUCGCCGUAGAGACCGCCUGUCGCUAUGGCACCAAGCCAGACCUGUAUGAGUCGGGAGCGACGGACGACGUGUGCAUGGAGGUGUGUGUAGAAGGCGAGGGGCCACGCAUGGGCACUGAUGCCCACCUCAAGGUCGUCCUGAAGAACCAGAGCCAGCAGCCGCGCCAGACCACACUGCACAGCCAGGUGGCCGUGAUGUACUACACAGGCGUGCUGAAGGACACGGUGAAGACUGAGAAACUUCCUGUGUAUCUCAAGCCAAAUGAAGAGAAAGUUGUAGACUGGGUGCUGCCCUAUCAUCAGUAUCAGGACCAGUUGGUGGACCAGGCAGCGCUGAUGCUCACUCUCUCAGGUCGCGUUAAUGAAACCAAUCAGGUGCUGGCUUCUCAGACCAGCUUCAGGCUGCGCACUCCAGACAUCCAUGUGGAGCCUAUCGGAGAGGCUUUCGUAGGGAAGGAGGCCACGGCCAAGCUGACGUUCACCAACCCGUUACCGUGCUCGCUGCGCAAUGUAGUACUGCGCGUUGAAGGUCUCGGACUUAGGAAUCUCCAUCCCAUCAAAGUGGGCGAUGUGAGUAAGCAUGCCACGGUGACGGUGACGGAGCACUUCAUCCCCUCUGUCGCUGGGACGAGGAAGCUGGUGGCUUCUCUGGACUGUAAACAGCUUUCGCAGGUGCACGGCGUCGCAGACAUCACCGUACACGAGUGAGAAAGCUCACUGUCGUCUGUGAGAAAGCUCACUGGCGCUCUCUUUUGUACACCAUACACUGUAGUGUCCAUGUGAGUAUAAAUCAAGUAUUACAUGUACUGCUUGUGAAGAACCGAUCUGAAUUCAAUCGAAACAUGAGCCUAAUAUUAAUACUCAUCAGAUCAGUUUUGUAUUAUUUUCUUCCCUUUAGGUUUUAGUGAGCCAUGUUAGACUAGUAGUACUGAGGCUGUGCUGCUGCUGGAUCUAGAAUUCAUUUCACGUUACUGAUCUGACCUCUAUUCGCUUGAUUAUUAUGAAGAACAUAAGAGUUUAUAUAUUUUUUAAAUGCAUGCUUAGAAACUAAUGACAGUUAACACACGUUUCGACUAAUUAUAUAUAUA